Molecule: messenger RNA, 933 nt
Organism: Talaromyces marneffei
Lineage: Eukaryota; Fungi; Ascomycota; Eurotiomycetes; Eurotiales; Trichocomaceae
Exons: 2
Coding region: 1-933 (310 amino acids)
Biological process (GO): DNA transposition; DNA integration
Molecular function (GO): DNA binding
Source: RefSeq, a predicted model, not a curated record
AUGAAGCCUCAAGACGUCGCUAUAUUGCUCAAUAUACCCCGGGUGAGCGUUUACCAAAUCGUACAACGCGCCAAAGAGCAUGGAUAUGAUCCUACAGUCAAUCCUCGUAUUGAGCAUGAGCACGUCGCUAAUAAUACGCGUAGUGGCCGCCCAAAAGUGGUUACUGAAGCUAUUGAGGCCUCAAUUAUUGCAAGUAUUACUAAGGAUAGGGCUGGUCGUGAGAAGUCUGCUGAAUAUCUCGCUUAUGAAGCCGGUAUUUCUGAAUCAUCUGUUCUGCGUCUUUUGAAAUUGAAUUCUUUUAAUAAAUGCAAGCCAACUGUGAAACCUGGUCUGACAGAUAAAAUGAAGCAGGCAAGGCUCGCAUUUGCUCUUGAGCAUCAACACUGGACUCUUGAAGACUUUAAGAAUAUUAUAUGGACGGAUGAGACCUCUGUUGUCCUAGGCCACCGGAGAGGCUCUAAUCGUGAAAUUCUUGUGCCAAAGCUGCUUCCUUUUGCACAGGAAUGUAAGCGUUCCAGGCCAGGCACAAUUGUAAUGGAGGAUAACGCACCUGCGCAUGCUCAUUUUCACCAAAAAGAGAUAUAUUCGUUCCAUGACGUGCAGCGCCUACUUUGGCCUGGUAAUUCCCCUGAUUUGAAUGCUAUUGAGCCGACGUGGUUUUGGCUCAAGAAACGUACAACUCUCCAAGGAGCCCCUGGUGACAGGAAGACAGCAGUUGAAGCAUGGGAAAAAGCAUGGGAAAGGCUACCCCAGCAUCAUAUCCAGGCUUGGGUUGAGAGGAUCCCAUUUCAUAUACAAGAAAUCAUCCGUCUAGAGGGUGGAAAUGAGUAUCCGGAGGGCCGGCCCCAGGGUGACGUACGCUCACGUUGCCGGCGUAAAGGCGUGCUCUCGUUCCGGGCAUAUCUAGAGGAUGAGUGGGAGGACUUGGAAUAG